This is a messenger RNA of Punica granatum (pomegranate), 815 nucleotides long. Lineage: Eukaryota; Viridiplantae; Streptophyta; Magnoliopsida; Myrtales; Lythraceae. The record is from RefSeq and is a predicted model, not a curated record.
CAAGCUUAUCUCAUAUUCAGACAAACCAAGCCUCUUCUUCAUUUCAAUGAAACCAACUCAAAUGGCUGCUUCCUCCUUCACCUGCGAACUCACGAUACUGCGAGCCGAGAACAUGGAUUCCCUCCCCGAAGGCGGCAACCUCUUCGUGAGGUGCUACCUCUCUGCUGCGGGCAAGAAGGAGAGGAUCCAUCUCGAUACCCGACUGGUCGAUGACCCAGCAGCAUGCUCCUGGGACCAGACCUUCUCCAUUCAGUGCAGCGGGGCAGAGGAGUCCAUCGACGAACUGAAGCAAGACAGCUUGAUCCUCGAGCUGAGGCGGAAGAGGAGGGUGAGGGCGACCCUUCUUGGAGGGUCCUCCUCGUCGAAGCUGCUGGGUAGGGCGGAGGUUCCAUGGAGGACAGCCUUCAAUUCUCCGGACAUGGAGAUCGAGAACUGGGUGCCUGUUGUUCCUUUAUGGGACAGCGGUAACAAGGAAGGAGUCAAGCCUCCUUACAUUAGAGUGGCCCUGAAGCUAAGGUUCGGACCGGCAAAGGCGGGAGAGAUCAGUGCUCGGCAACAAAAGAGGAGGAAGAGGGCGGGAGAAAGCGGGUGCGGUUGCGAAAGGAGAUGUGAUCAACCGUGGGGAUGUGGGAAUGGAGAAGAGUACUAUCAUGCCUUUGCCAUGGCGGCUGCCUUGGAAGCCUUGUGAAUUGAAGGAACUAACACGACAAUAGUCAUUAUGUAGAAAAAAUUGUUUGGUAGAUUUUUUCACGAAGAACUUCACAUCAGUCUAAUUGGAGAUUUUAAUGAAACUUCUAACAUUUUUCUCUCUCAAA